Molecule: messenger RNA, 1152 nt
Organism: Ictalurus punctatus (channel catfish)
Lineage: Eukaryota; Metazoa; Chordata; Actinopteri; Siluriformes; Ictaluridae
Gene: mterf4
Product: mitochondrial transcription termination factor 4
Exons: 4
Coding region: 50-1060 (336 amino acids)
Biological process (GO): regulation of DNA-templated transcription
Molecular function (GO): double-stranded DNA binding
Source: RefSeq, a predicted model, not a curated record
GUUUAUAAGCGGAACUGUAUUCAGGGGAACACAUUAGGACGUCGGACCAAUGGGUACCCAAGCACACACUGCUUUAGGGAUUCUACAAUGGACAUGGAGAACCUGCUUACCAAAAUGUGUCCCUGUGAAAGAAUUGCCCAAGGUGCCAUUAAUUCUCCUUCACCGACCACUCUGUUCGUCACAGCUGGUUCCACCCCUGUCCACACCUGCUCAGAGUGUCCAGCGUGGCAGGAGAGAGCUAACCGUGCAGUCUUUGACUGAAAUGGGUUUCUCAGAGAGCCAGGCUGAGAUGGUGUAUGAAGCAGCAGAUAAAAACCGCUGCAAGCAUGACACGCCAGUGUUGACCGUGCUCUUCGGCCUCGGCUUAAACCCAGGCAGCGUGCUGAAGGUCCUGGAGAAAUGUCCUGAGCUGUAUUCACUUAAAGAAACCCAGCUACAGCAGCGAGUUAUGAAUCUAAGGAAACUUGGCCUGCUUGAAGGCAGUUUGCAGAGGGUGAUAAGCCACCACCCUCAGAUCCUGUCGUUUCCAGUGAAGAGGGUGAGCGCUGUGUCUCGGGUCCUCAGAGAGAAGUGCCAGUUCACCGCUCAGCAGAUGGCAGACAUCCUCCGAGACUCGCCGCAUGUAGUGGAGGAAGAGCCUGCACAUCUGGAGUACAUGUUUCAGUAUGUAUAUUUCCGUAUGGGCUGUAGCCAGGCUGAGAUGGUGAAGGCGAAGCUCUUCAGAGUCUCCCUGGAGGAGCUGCGGUGUCGUCACGGCUUCCUGGAGCGCCGUGGUCUGUACCAAACCCCUGACAAGAAGGGCCAGACGCUUAUACUCAACCCGCGCCUCAAAGACUUUCUCAGCGUCUCGGAGGACAUUUUUCUCACCUCUGUUGCCAAUGCCACCCAGGAAGAGUUUAAUGUGUUCCGGAAACUUGUGGCACGAGAGCAGCAGGAAGAGGAGCAAGGUGAAGAGUACAGCAGUGGUGACGACAACGACGAUGACGAUGAUGUCACAGAGACACACGUUUCCUUCAAGAAGAAACCAAAUCAGAGAGCCAAGAUGCCAGAAAGACACUGAUCUCAAACGUAGCUUCACAUUUUCUCUGUUUCUAUGUAGUACGCCGUAUCGAUAUCAAAAUAAAUCUCGUUUUAUUGUCUUCUUGCAUUUUA